Gadus macrocephalus (Pacific cod) is the source of this 5830-nucleotide messenger RNA. RefSeq names its product ephrin type-B receptor 4a-like. NCBI's taxonomy places the organism in Eukaryota, Metazoa, Chordata, Actinopteri, Gadiformes, Gadidae. Gene Ontology annotation, cellular component: neuron projection; plasma membrane. Gene Ontology annotation, biological process: axon guidance; cell surface receptor protein tyrosine kinase signaling pathway; protein phosphorylation. Gene Ontology annotation, molecular function: protein binding; transmembrane-ephrin receptor activity; ATP binding. The record is from RefSeq and is a predicted model, not a curated record.
CACUACUAGCAAUAGCAGCCAGAGUGGGGAGGAGCGUAGGCGGCCAGCGGAGGUUGCUCGUGCCAUUCGUCGACUCGGGUGGCUCAGAGCAGGAGACGUCCACGGAAACUCAACGCAGCUGCCAUCCGCCAGACCGAUUAGAAACGGGGCAAGUUUUGAUGACCUUCUGUUGAGUGAUCUAUCGGAAGAUUGACGGAUUGACUGCUGAAGAGACCGCUGAAGAGUGGAUUCUCUUGUAUCGUAGACAACCUCUUUUUUUGGGACUAAAAGCAGCACCCCCAUACAUGGAGGCUGUCAUAGUGACUCACGUCAAGAAAACUUGAAUUGAGCAAGCGAGUAAUCCGGGGAUAACGCUUAUAUUAACGUUAUUCAGCUUCUCAAGCCAUGGGCUGUUAAAUCGUAGCGUUUGCGGUUGGACCCAUUUUUAUGAUCGAUCGGAGGGGAUUGCAGGGUAGUCGCCUGAAACCCGCCAACAAAGAGCGUAAAAGAGCAGAACCCAGAGAGUUGGGACUCUCCACACCACUCGGACCUAACGGGAUGAUGCGGCUCAGUGGCUUCCAAAGGAUUUCAUAGCUCAGUAUUGAACCCAGCGUUGAAGAUUUACCCCACAUACGCCCACAGGUGGAUCACCAGUGAACUCGUCCUCAACGGGGAUUUUCUUGGUUCUAACCCAAAAGAAAAAAGUUAGGACUGUGCUCCUCUGAUAUUGAUUAGUUUAUACUUCUACAAGUUACAGUAAUAACCACAAGGACUUGGUUUACUGACCCUGCCUGAUUUGACAACUACAAGAAGGAUUUGAACUAUAGAUGGUGACAGGAGCCUGCUCAGUGGGUGCACUGCCCUUCCCGAGCUGCUCUCUAUCUCCAGGUCAACCCAGAUAGUAGUUCUUCUGUCGGUCUGGUAUCAUCUCCCUGACGGUAUGGAUUCGACCACCAAUAAACUGGCGCUGCUGGGAUUGGUCCUGCUUGAUUUCGUUCUCCUCAUUUUUGGAGAAGAAGAGAUUCUGAUGAACACGAAGGCAGAAACGUCAGACCUCCGAUGGACCAUUUACCCGCGCACCAAACCUGAGUGGGAGCAGCUGAGCGGCCUGGACGAGGAGAACAACAGCGUGCGGACCUACGAGAUCUGCCAGGUGGACAGCGCGUCCAGCCACUGGCUGCGCAGCGUGAUCCUGCGGCGCGGCGCGUCCCAGGCCUACGUGGAGCUGACCUUCACCAUGAUGGAGUGCUCCUCGCACACCACCCACCACCGCAGCUGCAAGGAGACCUUCAACCUCUACUACUACCAGGCCGACUCCAACGAGGCCACGGACACGCACCCGCCGUGGAUGGAGAACCCCUACACCAAGGUGGACACGGUGGCCGCCGACUUCCUGCUGCGGAAGGGCGGGGAGCAGAAGUUCAACGUGAAGACGCUGCGCCUCGGGCCGCUCUCCAUGCAGGGCUUCUACCUGGCCUUCCAGGCGCAGGGGGCCUGCAUGGCGCUGCUGUCGGUGCGCGUCUUCUUCAAGAAGUGCCCGUCCAUGGUCAGCACGCUGUCCUCCUUCCCCGAGACGGUGCCCCGCACCCUGGUGCAGGAGGCCCAGGGCGUGUGCGUGGCGGACGCCGCCCAGCAGGGCCGGCCGCGGCCCCCCAAGCUCUUCUGCGGCGAGGACGGCCAGUGGGUGGGGCAGCCCACCACCUCCUGCGCCUGCCUGCCCGGCUUCGAGGCGGCGGACGGGAGCACCGUCUGCAACAAGUGUCCCGUGGGCCAGUUCAAGGCGGGUCUGGAAGGCCAGUGCACGGGCUGCCCCGGCUACAGCCACGCCGCCGGCAUCGGCUCCACCGUGUGCGCGUGUCGCCCCGGUUACCUGCGCGCCGAGUCGGACGCCCCCAACUCGCCGUGUACCCGCCCCCCGUCGGCGCCGCGCGGCAUCGUGCCCCGGGUCAACGAGACCACCCUGACGCUGGAGUGGAACGAGCCCCUGGACAGCGGCGGGCGCACCGACCUCAGCUACGCCGUGCGCUGCUCCAUGUGCGGCGUGCGGCGCGGCCAGUGCGCGCCCUGCGGCGACAGCGUCAGCUACCGGCCCGCCCAGCUGGGGCUGGUGGGCCGGCGGGCCGAGGUGUGGGGGCUGCUGCCCCACACCACCUACACCUUCUCCAUCGACGCGCUGAGCGGCGUGUCGGCCCUCAGUGGCAAGGCGCCGGCCUGGGACAGCAUCAACAUCACCACCAACCACGACGUGCCGGCGCUGGUCUCUGUGAUCCGGAAGAGCGUGUCGACGGAGAGCAGCUUGACGCUGCACUGGUCGGUGCCCACCCAGCCCCACUACACCAUCCUGCAGUACCAGCUGCGCUACUGCGAGAAGGAGCGUCAGAGCGGGGAGCAGUGUCACUACAAGGAGAGCCCCGGUAACCAGGUGGUUCUGAGCGACCUGCGGCGGGCCACGCAGUACGAGGUGCAGGUGCGCGCCCGCACCAUGGUGGGCUACGGCAGCUUCAGCCCCGCCGCCACCUUCCGCACGCUGCCCGACGGUCACGACUCUCCAUCCCAGAUCCUGGUCACCGGGGUGCUGGUUGCCGUGGGGUUGCUGCUGGUCAUCAUUGUCAUCUUCGCCGCCGUCUUCUGCAUGCGCAGACACAGACGAACCAAAGACCCAGAGCUGGCCGACAAAACCAGCCAGUACCUCAUGGGACAAGGGGUCAAGGUGUACAUUGACCCCUUCACCUACGAGGACCCGAAUGAGGCCGUGCGAGAGUUCGCCAAGGAAAUCGACGUCUCCUUUGUGAAGAUUGAAGAGGUUAUCGGAGCCGGGGAGUUUGGCGAGGUGUGUCGCGGGCGCCUCAAGGUCCCGGGGAAGAAGGAGAACUACGUGGCCAUCAAGACCCUCAAGGGCGGCUUCACCGACAAGCAGAGGCGGGACUUCCUGUCGGAGGCGUCCAUCAUGGGCCAGUUCCAGCACCCCAACAUCAUCCACCUGGAGGGCAUCAUCACGGCCAGCUGCCCCGUCAUGAUCCUCACAGAGUUCAUGGAGAACGGAGCGCUGGACUCCUUCCUCAGGCUCAACGACAGCCAGUUCACUCCCAUCCAGCUGGUGGGCAUGCUUCGGGGCAUCGCCUCGGGCAUGAAGUACCUGUCUGAGAUGAGCUACGUGCACCGGGACCUGGCCGCGCGCAACAUCCUCAUCAACAGCAACCUGGUGUGCAAGGUGUCCGACUUCGGCCUGUCCCGCUUCCUGCAGGAGAACUCGGCCGACCCCACCUACACCAGCUCUCUGGGCGGGAAAAUCCCCAUUCGCUGGACGGCUCCGGAGGCCAUCGCCUUCCGGAAGUUCACCUCGGCCUCGGACGUGUGGAGCUACGGCAUCGUGAUGUGGGAGGUCAUGUCGUUCGGAGAGCGGCCCUACUGGGACAUGAGCAACCAGGAUGUGAUCAACGCCAUCGAGCAGGACUACCGGCUGCCCCCGCCGCCCGACUGCCCCACCCACCUGCACCAGCUCAUGCUGGACUGCUGGCAGAAGGAGCGCACCUCGCGGCCGCGCUUCGCCGAAAUCGUCAGCGCCCUGGACAAGCUGAUCCGGAACCCCGCCUCCCUGAAGAUAGUGGCCCAGGACGGAGCCGGGCCUUCCUACCCCCUGCUGGACCAGCGCGGCACCCAGACCCUCUCCACGUGCGCCUCGGUGGGGGACUGGCUGAGGGCCAUCAAGAUGGAGCGCUACGAGGACAGCUUCCUGCACACCGGCUUCACCUCGGUGGAGCAGCUGGCCCACAUCACCACAGAUGACCUGCUCGCCGUGGGGGUGACCUUAGCCGGCCACCAGAGGAAGAUCCUGUCCAGCAUCCCGACGCUGACCACCACCACCACCGCCGCCGCCGCCAGCGCCAACAACACCACCACCACCACCUCCAACGGCUCCUCCUCCACCCUCAAGGGCCCCACGGCCGUGCCCUUCUAGGGCCCUCCCCCCCCACCCACCGCCACCAGCACUCACAGCGGGGGGGGGCCGGUGGGGGGUGGGGCGUCAUUAAACGCUGGGGUCUCCCCGUCCUGGAACCCGAUCCCCCUGGUGGGUGGUGCGGCCUCCCCAGGGGACUAAGUGUUCACGCCUGACUCCUUGAACAUUUAAGUGUUUCUAAACAUUGCAGAUGUUCUUCCGACCAUACCAGAUGUCCGUUUAAAAAAAACAAAAACAUCACCUGUACCCCCCCCCCCCCCCCCCCCCCCCCACCCCCUUCCCCGAUCAACGAAAACAACCACUCUUAGCCUCCUAACCCCCCCCCCCCCCCCCAAUCCAAUGACUUUAUGGGAAGCCUGGAGUGUAAAGAGAGUGCGCUCUGCAUCCAUCGGACGGCGGCGCCUGUCUGAACACCCGUCGUGUGUUUGUGUACAGCCCACGUCCGGGGACCCCAAAAACAAACACACAGCAAAACGAUUGGAGAACCCUUCAAUGCUAAUCGAAUGAGCAAAAUACCGAACUAGCCAUUAAGGCUAGGAAAUGUAAUCAAAGUGUAAUUACACAUCCUCUUCCCGACCGAAGGGAACGGGGGGGGUCGGGUGGAUUUUGCUAGUUUUGUAUCGAGAGGCGAUGUGGAGCGUCAUCAGGCCGGUGUUUCAUUCACCCUAUGUGUCUUGUACUGUUGCAUCGCAUCACAUGUUGGACAGCUCUUAGAAGAACGAAAGACAGGACUUGUAUUCCCUCUUUUUCUUUUGUUUUUUGUAUUCCUCGUCGUCUACUCAGGUGUGUAAAACAGACUUUGGAGCGUCUUGUUUUCUUCCGUUGGCUUCCUCAGAUCUUCCACCGUUCUUGAUUUCGCCGUCCUGUCAUUCUGAGAGAAGAGAGGGAUGUAAAAAAAAAAAACAGCAACAUUCCCGCACUUUGGUCUUUAUUUCCGGUUGGAAAAAGCGGUCGGUUGUUGUUGACCCGGACGCGCUGUGUUUCUGGCGGAGUGCCGUACGCCACAUCAAUCAAACAGCUCAGCUUUCAAACACAUCGACCAAGAGGACUCGAAUGGGAGAACAAGCAAAACACGGACUGAGAUCUUCAAGGAGAAGAAUCUGGCAACACAUCCGUUAGAGAUUGUUCGUUUUUAAGUUUCAAAGUAUUCUGUGUUUUUCUUUAUCGUUCUGUUGGAUGUUUCAAGUGCCAUUCGUAGUGUACAUGUAGUUAAAAAAAAUUGCCUGUUUGAUAACGGAUCACCCAAGUCGUUUUUUGGACUCAUACGGUGUUUGUUCAAAAUGUACCUUCCAGCAGUAAUCUGGAUGCCUUCAUGUUGAAAUCUUCUCUGCUGGGCUUUGUUCUUCAGUCACUCAUCACUGUGGUCUUUACAUCCUCGCUAUUGUCGAACGAGGGGCUUCCCCGAUAAUGUCAAUAAGCCGGUUGGCAGCUAGCCUUUCACGUACAAUGCCAAACAUGUUCCUACUAAGAUGGUGCUCGUGAUAAGCUAAGACUCGCGAUGACAACUGCCAAGCGAAGACAAAUGUCAGCAUUCCAGAUAUCCAGAUAUUAAUUUCAACGUGUCAUUUUGCAUCUCUUCAACGAUAAUCCCAGCAUUUGUAUCUUCUAUCAUAAUGUCACUCCGGCCCAGUUUGGUGUACUUUCUUCCUGCAUUUUAUUCCAAAUACUAUUUAAGUAACUAAUAAGAGAAAAAUAGAUUCAUAUCUACACAUCAACAGUUACACAACGACUGUGAUUAUCGUUAAGCCGUGCAAUGAUUGUGCAAAAAUGUGGUCCUCAUAUUGAAGAUCUCGAUUAGCCUUUUAAAUAAUUGAUAAAGUUAGCUUUGAUUACCAUUCUGUGUGUAGCCAUUCAGUAUUAAAAUAAAGGUUGACAUGUGUUUUUGCCAUCGAG